AUGGCUUCUAAUAUGCCCCGUGCUAAACGGCCCAAGGUUGCCAAAGAUGCCGCAGUCUUCACAAAGGCCAAGCCUAGGGGGGAGGUUCGGUAUCCACCUUGCGAAGAGCGAGACGAAGAGUUGGCUCGAAAGCACCGCGAAUUUCGCAUCCAUCCCACGAGUGAUAUUGCAGAGUACGCAAGACACAUACCAUAUAACAGUGACAAGAAAUCGUUCCAGGAGCGGACUGGUCGGGAGAGUUUUGAGGUCUUUCAGUAUACGUUUAAACUUCCCGGCGAAGAGAAAGAAUGGAUCGUGAUGUGGGAUUACAACAUUGGUCUUGUGCGGACGACGCAUCUCUUCAAAUGCAAUGACUACUCAAAGACGACACCAGCCAAGAUGCUGAAUGCCAACCCUGGUCUUCGUGAGAUUUGCCACAGCAUCACUGGCGGAGCACUUGCCGCCCAAGGCUACUGGAUGCCAUUUGAGGCCGCAAAAGCGGUGGCAGCGACGUUCUGCUGGAAGAUCCGACACGCCUUGACCCCGUUAUUCGGCCUGGAUUUCCCGUCGAUGUGCAUCCACCCUCAGGACCGAGGACGCUUCGGCCGUAUGGUCAUCGACCCGGCUAUCGUAAGAAAGGCCACCGAAACGGCAAACUACUACCGCAUGCUUGAACUCCAGUCUCCAUCCUAUAGUCCCCUCCGCCCUCUCCGGACGGGAACAAGCUUCCGUCCGAACUCAGCAGGGAGCUCUGGAUUCGUGAAGCGACUCAUCCCCCGAACCCACCAGCACCGAUACGCAGAUAGUAUGCGCGGCUACGGGUCCUCACCCGAGUACAAUGGGGACGUAUACUGCGUCUCCCCAGUGAGCCCGUUCCGGAAUAGCUUCACCCCCGUCAACACACCCCGAAGCUCCGAGGUAAUCUGCUCCGAAUUACCCUCGCCGCGAACGAUGCUCGUUACCAUCGCCCAGACGCCCGACAGAGAACGUACAGGAGGGAGUGAGGAGGACUCCGGGUCGGACGAGUCGGGCUCAUCGACCCUGUACACGGAGAGUACCAGUACCGCGACCGAGGUCCUCUCCAUGGAUCUUGAUGAAGACGACGACGAUGACGAGGAUUACUGCGAGAAAGACGACCGAAGCGAUAGGGGCUCUGUCAAGUCGUCGAGUCAUGAUCCUAACCGAAAGAUCGAGACCCGGUCCAAACGGAAACAUAGCUCCGCGCUCUUCGCGCGAGAAGUCAAGGCCGCGCAUGCCUUGUUGAGUCUGCACAUGCAAGAAGCCACGGGCAGCGACGUGGAUGAAGAGCCGCUGCUGAUGGCCUCGAGGGGCUCGAACAGUCGGAAGAGACGGAGGGCAUCUGCGUGA
Molecule: messenger RNA, 1347 nt
Organism: Aspergillus thermomutatus
Lineage: Eukaryota; Fungi; Ascomycota; Eurotiomycetes; Eurotiales; Aspergillaceae
Product: putative APSES transcription factor Xbp1
Exons: 4
Coding region: 1-1347 (448 amino acids)
Molecular function (GO): DNA binding
Source: RefSeq, a predicted model, not a curated record